AUGGAAAUAUUUGCCAAUGAUCCUUUCCUGGAGGAAGGGAUGUGCAAUGCACCCAUAGGGACAUUUGACAAGCACUACAGACUUUCUAGGAACUUCAUUGCAGACCUUGUGCAUCUGGGGCCCAUUCUUGUAUCUGUUGCUGUUGAAAAGGAUUUUUCAAGAGCAUUGGUAAGGUCUGUUCUGGGGUUCAAGGAGUACAGGUUUUACAGUAAGCAUAUUGAAGAGUGUCCAUAUUUUUUCACUGUGAGAAAUAGCCUUUCCAGGUAUUUUGUAGAUACCAUCGACAAUUGGAGACAUGUAGAGAUUGCUCCAGAGCAGAGGGAGUCUUCUUUGAUGGGAAUUUUGGGGUCGAUCUUUUCAUUUGGGGCCUGGCCGUUGAGAGAUGAGUCUGGGGGAGGAAGGAAAAAGAUGUAUGAUGCAAUCUCCUCUGGAAUGAUGGGAUGCCCAGAAAGGUAUUCUGCCAAGGAGAUAAUGAAUAAGAUGGCAGAGGUGAGGGUGGAGUAUGCCAGGGGCGUAGAUAAUGAAUUCUAUACGAAACCAAUUUAUGUCGAUUUGGUUUGUGAGAGCAGCAAGAGGAUUCCGCGGGAGAUGCUUGGGAAGAGGUUUAUUGAUCCUGAGGACACCCUUUCUGUAUCCUCGGAUGAUUUAGAAGACAUAAAGUCCCCCACCCACUCUGGAGAGAAAAGACUACGGCAGGCACUCCUCGGAUUUCUUUUCAAUGAAGUUGAAUACUUUUGCCAGGUGAACGGGUUCUACCUGGAUAUUGUCUCCAAAGCACGGAAAUCCGAGAUAAACUUUGAGGAUGUGUUCAAAGGGUUCUACAAGGUUCACAGCUUCGAGGCUGGAUUUAUAGAAUCAAUGAGAGAUAUAGUGGAAGAAGCAGGGUUUAAGAUGGAUAGAAUCCUUUCUGAUCCCCAAUACUUUGCAGAUACAAUGAGGGAUAAUGGGGUUGGAGAGAUUAAAAUGGAUGACGAAGAGAUUCUGGAGAAGGUCCUGGACUCAUUUGAAAGGCAUCUCAACGGAUUCCGAUGCUAUGAAGAUAUGAUGUUAUUCCAUGAAGAAUAUAUUGAAACCUUGGAGAAGGUCAGGAGUUACGACUGGGCACCGGACUACAGGGUUGUAAACGAUUGCUUCUGCAACUGUCUGCAGCGAAUUGUGAGGUAUCCAAUUCUUAUUGAUGACAUUCUUCAGAACCUCACCUUCUCUCUGCAUGAGAAGAGAGUAAAGAAGAUCUAUGCAAAAAUGACCAAGCUCAUCAACAUAAUCGACAAGAAGAAAGAAAGACAUGACAAUAUCCGAUGCGAGCAGCUGAUCAGGGAAAAGGUUGAGGAGAUUCCUGGGGAGGUGGCUGAAAGAAAAGCGAACUUUCUUUUUCAAUUGAAUUGCGAGGAUUCGAAUGGAGAUCCUAUUGCAUUGUUCUUGUUCCGUGAAAUGGUUAUUAUUGCAGAUAGAGAAGGCCCUUCCUUACCUAUCCAGGACCCUAGGUGUGGAAGGUACUUUUUCCGGCAUUCCCUGAGGCUAGAGGAUAUAGAAAUAGUUUCUUUUGGAACAACUGGGAUAAAGAUAAUUGGGAAGGGAAGUCUGAAAGGAAACGAGAUGUACGAGAUGAAAGAGGUUUAUAGUGACGUCUCUAUUGGAGUGAUGUACUUUUCAAAAGGAUCUCCUCAUUCUGUGAAAUGGUUCAUCGAGGAGUACCACAAAGCGGGAACCGACUCUGGAAAUGGAUUGUAUGCAUCGGGAAAUGUGUUUUUCAGAGUUCUCAAGGACUCCGAAGAAGGAGGCCAAGAAAGAAAAAGAGAUUUGAUAAUAUAUGUAGGAGAUGUAGGAUUGGAUAUAUCUUCAGAUUCCAAUUCCGCACACCUUGAUCUUGAAAAUGGAGCUUUCACAACAAAGGGACAAAGUAUUCAACACUCCAUAAACUACGGAAAAGACGAGAUAAAGCAAAAGUUUGGAGAGAUUGUAGGAAAUGGGGUCAGAGCCAGGAAAGCAUGGAUGGCCUCAAAAGAUACACCUGGGAAAUGUCCUGAGCUGUUUGCCAUGUACAGGAUAAAGCUUAGGGAGAUUGUAGAGGAAUGUGGGGACUCUUCAGUUGUUGAAUUCAAUGGAAGAUUUUCCAAAUGCAAUUCAUCCACCAUAACCCGGAAGAUUCGUGUAGCAGAAGGGAUCAUAAGAUAUCUAUCAAGAUCUUUGCCAUAUGUAGGAUGCAGAAGCUCUGGUGGAAAAUAUCUUUUUUCUAGUGCAGGGCUAGAUAGAAGCAGACUUAAAGAAGAAGAGAUGGUGAACUUCCUAGAAAAGGCCCUAAGCACAGAGGAACUAGAAGAUUACGCCUUUUCCGAAUACAAUGCAGAAGACAUCCUAUACCUGCUGAUGUAUUUCAUACGUACAAGCAUGUACACGUUCUUUAGAAUAGAAGACAUAGAAACAUUGCACAGAACACUGUUUGUAGAUAAAAUUCAUUUUCUAGGAGCAGUUGUUCCAAAGAUGAGCAAUCCUUCAUUUGUCUCGUCCCUUUUCGAAACCAUAGUCACAGCCCGAGACAAGCUUUGUAUUGUGCCAACGCUGGAUAUGUUUCUAGUUAUGUUUUCCCCAUUCCAGGUGUCCGAGCAGGAAAUGGCCGAAAUUGUGACUAAGAUUUGCUGGUGA
Messenger RNA from Encephalitozoon intestinalis ATCC 50506, 2643 nucleotides. RefSeq lists its product as uncharacterized. The transcript has a single exon. The record is from RefSeq and is a predicted model, not a curated record. Lineage: Eukaryota; Fungi; Microsporidia; Unikaryonidae. The coding region runs from base 1 to 2643 and encodes 880 amino acids.